AUGGUGGUGACCAAGGCUUUGGCUAAGAUCGAUGAGAAGACUCACGAAACCAAAGAGAAAGUGCACGCGUGCAAGCAUGAUUCUAUUCAAGGCACUAAGGGAUACCAUCUACACGGCUCUGGAGCCGUUUGGGCGAGAACAUGGUCCUGUAGAUGGGAAAUCCCUGGAAAUAUG
Perkinsus marinus ATCC 50983 is the source of this 174-nucleotide messenger RNA. RefSeq lists its product as hypothetical. The record is from RefSeq and is a predicted model, not a curated record. NCBI's taxonomy places the organism in Eukaryota, Perkinsozoa, Perkinsida, Perkinsidae. The transcript has a single exon. The annotation marks the transcript as partial.